Molecule: messenger RNA, 2914 nt
Organism: Durusdinium trenchii
Lineage: Eukaryota; Dinophyceae; Suessiales; Symbiodiniaceae
Source: the annotation of a GenBank genome assembly
GCCUCUUCAUUGAAGCAGGGAGGGUCCGGCGUCGGAUUUCGCGCGCUAGCUGCUUGAAGUUUCUGUUUGCUUACGUAGCUGCCGCCAUGUUGCCGACGACGAACCAGCAAGCGGCCAAUCUGGCCAGCCGAGAUCAAGAUAUUUUCUUCAAGACGGUCGACAUGUGGUACAGGUCCUUUCGCAAUUCCACCAUCUAUGGGCAGUUUCGGAUUGUGGCCGCGAUCCUUUUUGGCUGCGUGGUGCUCUUCUUUCUGGUGAGCGGCGGUAGCCCCGCAGCGCCCUCGCCCUACAAUCCAGAGAAGAUCGUGGAAGACCGCGCGGCAGGGGGCCUAAUGGAGGCGACGGAGAUCUUACAGUCCCGAAACCCACCGAUGACUGGGGCUCCCUUGCCGUUUAUGCUGUACCUGGUGGCGCUGGUGGCCAUCAGCGGCCUGGCCUUCGCGGGCUGGCUCGCUGGCUGGGUCCUGGCCAAGGAUGAGGGUGAUGAGAAGAUGAGGCAAGUCUCAGAUGCGAUUCGAGAAGGGGCUGCAGGCUUCCUCUCUACACAGUAUGCCAGCAUCGCCAAGUUGGCAGUUUUAGUCUUGAUCGGCAUCUUCCUGAUGUACAUCGUCCGGGAACCGCCGAAGAAUCUUUCUCACGUGCCUUCCUCGCGCUUGGCACUUUGCGUAGCAGUCUCCUUUGCCACUGGCUCGGUGCUCUCAGGCAUCGCUGGCUAUGUGGGCAUGUGGGUGGCGGUGCGCUCCAACAUCCGCGUGGCGAGUGCUGCCACCCGGUCCUUUGGCGAGGCCAUCGCCGUUGGCUUGCGCGCCGGCGCCUUCAGUGGCGUGCUGGUGGUUUCUAUGGUGCUCUUGGGCAUCAUCGGACUUCUUUUUGGUGUACGGCUGGUAGUGCCUGCCGCUUUGCACCAGCUGCCCUUCCUGCUGGUGGGCUACGGCUUUGGCGCCUCCUUCGUGGCGCUCUUUGCGCAGUUGGGCGGCGGCAUCUACACCAAGGCGGCAGACGUGGGCGCCGACAUGGUGGGCAAGGUGGAAUCGGAUAUCCCGGAAGAUGAUCCGCGAAACCCGGCGGUCAUCGCCGACCUCGUGGGCGACAACGUGGGCGACUGCGCGGGGCGCGGCGCGGAUCUCUUCGAGUCCAUCGCCGGCGAGAUCCUCGCGGCCAUGAUUUUGGGCGGCACCCUGUCACAGCAGCUGCCUGCUGACGCUGCCAGCGGCUAUGUCUUAUUUCCCUUGGCCAUCCACGCGAUGGACAUCAUUGUCAGUGGCAUCGGGAUCAUGAUGACCGAGUCGCCCAAAGGAAAAAGUGCCAAGAACAUUGAUCCCAUGGAAGUGCUCAAGAGUGGCUACAAAAUCUCCGUGGGUUUAGCUGCCGUGGGCAUUGUGAUUCUUUGCAGGCUUUUGCUCUACACAGAUGCUCAUCCAACUGCAUGGAUGUACUUCUCAGUGUGCGGCUUAGUGGGCCUUGGAACCGCCUUCCUCUUCAUCUUGGUGACCCAGUACUACACCGACUUCAACUACCCCCCGGUGCGGCAGAUCGCGCAGGCCUCCCUCACGGGGCACGGCACCAACGUGAUCGCGGGGAUGUCCGUGGGCAUGCAGGCGACCGCCGCCCCAUCGGCCAUCAUUUGCGUGGCGCUAUUGUGCUCCUACAAGACGGGCAUGUCGGCCUUCGGCGCUCCCAGCGCCUCGGCCGGGCUCUUCGGCACGGCGGUGGCCACGAUGGGCAUGCUCUCCACCGUCGUCUUCGUGUUGGCGAUGGACGUGUUUGGCCCCAUCACCGACAAUGCGGGAGGCAUCGUGGAGAUGAGUGAGCAGCCCGAGAGUGUGCGGGACAUCACCGACAGCCUGGAUGCUGUGGGGAACACCACCAAGGCCAUCACCAAGGGCUUCUCCGUGGGCUCUGCCAGCUUGGCGUGUUUCCUGCUCUUCUCGGCAUUCUUGGAUGAAGUGUCCGAGCUGGCGGGCCACAAGGUGGACGCCGUGGACAUCUCGGUGCCCGAGGUCUUCCUCGGCGGCAUCGCUGGCGCCACGCUGGUCUUCUACUUCAGUGGCCAAUGCAUGACUGCCGUGGGGUCCGCAGCACAGGAGGUGGUCAACAACGUGCGGACGCAGUUCCGCGAGCGGCCGGGCAUCAUGGACGGCUCGCAGAAGCCGGACUACGCCUCCUGCGUCACCAUCGUGACCCAAGCGGCCCUCCGUGAAAUGGUCGCGCCAGGCAUUGUGGCGACCACGGUGCCACUCUGCGUGGGCUUCUUCUUUCGGCUGACCAGCAGCAGCAACGACAAGCUUAUCGGAGCCAAGGCCAUUGCAAGCUUCUUGAUGUUUGCCACCUCCUCCGGUGUCCUGUUCGCAAUCUUCCUGAAUACAGCAGGGGGUGCCUGGGACAAUGCCAAGAAGUACAUCGAGCAGGGCGUGCAUGGCGGCAAGGGCUCCGCUGCGCAUAAGGCGGCGGUGACUGGCGACACCGUGGGAGAUCCCAGCAAGGACACGGCCGGACCAUCGCUCCAUGUUCUCAUCAAGCUUCUUUCCACCAUCACCUUGGUUUGCUCACCCCUCUUCGUGGCAAACUAGCGACUCCUCUGAGUGGCCGCAGGAAAUUCGCUACGAUUGGCCACGACCGCCGUGCCAAAGAGAGACCGGCGUUCGCAGCACUGCCUUUCGGCAUUUCGGUUCUGGCACAGCCGGAGAAAUGGCAACAGAAAUGGCAAGAGCCAGACUUUGCCGAGAUAGAGGGAGAGCAGCGUUAAAAGAAGGUCGCAUUGAUUGUCCCGCCUCAGCACCCGCCGAGGCAUGGUUCAUUGUGCUGUAGGGUACCGCCGUCAGGAUUUAGGUUGCCUCCAUUCAUGGCCGCCCUGAAAAAAGCACUCUACGGACUCUACGAUUUGAUUUCGGCGAUCAUGUCAGGUCCUCUCGUU